Messenger RNA from Columba livia (rock pigeon), 4111 nucleotides. RefSeq names its product leucine rich repeat neuronal 4 (gene LRRN4). The transcript has 5 exons. Bases 408 to 2795 code for a protein of 795 amino acids. Gene Ontology annotation, molecular function: transmembrane transporter binding; voltage-gated potassium channel activity; potassium channel activator activity. The record is from RefSeq and is a predicted model, not a curated record. Gene Ontology annotation, cellular component: voltage-gated potassium channel complex. Lineage: Eukaryota; Metazoa; Chordata; Aves; Columbiformes; Columbidae.
AAGAUGUGAGAGCUGGGACUCCAGAAGCCAGUCUUUUCCCUUUAGCCCCCUUCCGCUUAAACAAAGACAGAGCAGCCCUGUAUGAGUGUUGGGAAACCAGAGCCCUCCCACCCACCUCCUGCAAGGGCCAAGGGAGCCGGGAAAGCUGCCGGGAGCCACCCCCUCGCCGGGCAGGGAAAGCUGGAUGCGGGGGAGCGAGCCUGGAACAAACCUCUCGCCUGCGCUGGUGGGCAGAGCCGGCAGCAGGGAAAGCUGGGAACAGAGAAGAGGCAUUUCACGCUCUGGGCUGAGUCACCCAAGUGUAUAAAAUCAAGGCCAGGCAAGCGGAGCCACGCAGAGCAGAGGCACGAGGCAUCGGGGCUCCUGGACAGAUCUUGCAAGUUAAUUGCAAGCUACUCAGGAGAAGGAUGUUUUCACGCUUGGUCAUCCUCUCUCUGCUGAUGGGGAACACGGCUUCGCAGCCAGUGAGCAGAGCAGAGCCUGCAGCAUCCAGGGACGUCACCACCUUUUUCCAGCUGGCUCAGGAAGACUCUUGGGAGAACGUUAAUCUCACCAGCAUGUCCUGCGAGGAUCGGAAGAACAGGACCUGGGUGACCCUGCAGCUGACCAACAGCAGCCUGACGGCGUUCCCCACCUGCCUUCCCGAGGCCUUGGAGACCUUGGAUCUCAGCAACAACCUCUUACAAGAGGUGAACGGCACGGAGAUAGCAAAUCUCCCACGGCUGCGCGUCCUCUCACUGCGGCAGAACCAUCUCUGGUCAGUUAGAUGGCGAUCUGAAGCCCUCGGCAGUCUCCACUCUCUGGACUUAAGCUUUAACAAGCUGUCGUCUGUGCCAUCAUGCCACAGCUCUGCCCUGCCUAACUUGAGGUGGUUGUCCCUGGCUGGAAAUCCACUGAUGGAAAUCCAGCCACUGGCUUUUUCCUGUUACCCUCAGCUACAGUUCCUGAACCUCUCGGCAACGCUGCUGGGGCAGGACAACAGCAGAGGAAUCAGGGAGUCUGCUUUUGCCAUCAGUGCAUCUCCCAGCGAGGCCACAAACACGCCUGGAAACACUAUCAGCAUGCUUGAUCUGAGCGGGACCUUUCUUGAGAAAAUCCAACCAGAGUGGAUCAGAGAUUUGCCCAACCUCAGAUCGCUUCACCUGACAAGGAUGCCACAAUUAAGAAGCCUCAAUGCUGACUUCUUCAAGUCCACGCCUGAUCUCCGAGAGCUGAACUGUCGAGACUCCCGCUCGCUGGGUUUUGUGGGGACCGAGAUGUUUGUCAGUGCUCCUCACCUGAGCCAUCUCUCCUUUGAGAACUGUAACCUGAGCUCCUUUAAUCCUUGGAAUAUCAAUUCAUCGGACAGCAUCACCAUCAACUUGUACGGAAAUCGUCUGCUAUGCAACUGCCAGCUCUCCUGGCUGCUCUCCAAGCCCAAGAAAGUUGUGCUGCAAAAGGCUUCAGAGACUUUUUGCCACACAUCCCGGGAGGAUUCGGACAGACCUUCAAUGCCUGUUUCACUGCAAGAGCUCUAUGACAAAUGCCAGUCUGAGAGAAACAUCACGCUGCCAGAUUCAACCACAGCCUCUCCUGAACGUGAUGCUUUUAGCCUCAGCAGUUACGAUGCCACUGCUGUAUUAACAACAGACUCUGCUCCACUAACCAACGACACUUACAGCAGCUCCCUAAUUCAGGUGGAUGUAAUGAGCACAACAGGAGCCAACCCAACUGAGAUGAUGCUCACAAAGGCCCACAGUUCCUCCCACGAGGAGGUGGUUUCCGAAUUCACGAGCCAUCCUCCUUCGUUCAUGUCCGUAACCACCUCCCCAGGUUUGCUCGGAGAGCUCUACAGUCACUCCUCAGAUUAUUUUCUCCAAGAGCUCUAUAGUCGCCCCUCAGAUUACGGCUCCACGAGUCAAACUGAAACAGAUCAGGUAAAGGGAGAGCUCAGAACAACCGAUGAGCCGCUUCCCCAGGAAGGCCCAUUCACCCAGCCCACUAGCCAUUAUCCUACAAGAGCAACAGAAAAGCCUGAUGCCACUGACCAUUAUAUCCGCGCCUUUGCCACCCGUGCUGGGGAAGGUACGACACAAACGAGCCAAACGAGCCCCCCCCAGCUGAACUCCACAAGAAGCAGUGCACACACCAGGUCACUGAUACACUACAUAGAUGACUACGAUUAUGAUGAACACUCGACACAAACCCCAGUACAACUGGUGUACACCUCCUGCGACUACAACCCCUGCAGACACCUCCAGAAGCCAUGCAGUGAACUUCAGAGCAUAUCCCGAUGUCUGUGUCCUGGCCUGUCGAGGGAAGAUGAGAUUCCAGACCCACCGAGGCUCAGGGAGGUGGCUGAAGUUACAGACAGCUCUGCACAGAUACGCUGGUGCGCCCCAAAUUCCGUUGUUCACACCUACAAGCUGAUGCUUUAUGCCCAAGACAAGGAGGACAGACAGUUUGUCCUGGACAAUAUAUAUUCCACAGCAAGGCAGCACACUCUGUAUAAUCUAUUACCAUACACCACUUACCACAUUUGUGUGACUGCUUCGAACAAGGCAGGGUCCAGCCAGACCGCAAGUCAGGGAAUUCCAGGUUCUUCGUGCACCAGAUUUAAAACAAAACCCAGCUACAAGUUUGUCUUUGCUGCUCUGUCUGCAGCAAGCGGACUCUUUCUCAUUUCCACGAUCAUUUUGUCUGUAUGUCUGUGUAAGGCACGUAAAAAGCCCCAGAGUGAGCAAUAUGGUACACACUUAGUCUCUUAUAAGAACCCGGCGUUCGAUUAUCCGUUAAAACUACAAACUACUAAUUAGCUCUAAGGGAUUGUUCUACACAUUCCAAGCUCACUGUCUUUGUCAAAUUGGGGUGUUUUCCUGAGACUCUCAGAAUGUCCAUCAGCAAAACAAAGAAACAUCAGACUUCAUAGCCCUUACGUUUGUAAGGGGGGAAAAUAAUAAUAAUAAUAAUGAAAGUAGCCAAACAGAAAAACAAAGCCUUUGGACUCUUCUUCAUGUGCUAAGCAGCAGCAAACCUGGACACUAACCUUGAGAAGUUGUUUUUAUAAUUACAAAUAUACCUCUCAUGGAUAUGGCCGCCGAGAGCCACUACCCACGAUGCAUCCAGCUAAACAAGACAGACUCUGCUUUAAUUCACAUCAGUGAAGCUGGGUUUUCAAUUUCUUCUUAUGUCUUUAUAUAUAAAGGUAAUAUCCAAAAAGGGCAUAUUAACAGCAAGAGUGAGAGAAAGGUCUCCUUGGACUCAAUGGUGAGGUGCUGUGCUCAUCUAACUCCAGUAAAUAGCUCCGGUGAUUGCAACUGCUCAGCACAACUUCAGAUCAGGAAAAAGAAACAUGAAGAUUAAUUGUAAAAAAAGGACAGCGCAGGAUCCUUAGGGCGGGGAUCGUUGUUUUGUUCUGACUUUGUGUAAUAUUUUCCACGACUGAGGCUCCCAAAUGUUACCACACCACCAAUUACAGGCAGUGAGGAAUUUGCAGUUCACAGGAACCCACACCAGCAUUUGCUUUGCGUUUCGUUUUAAGCAGAGAUGACUGCUCAGUCCCAUCUCCAGAUUUAGCAGGCUGCUGAUUUACCUCAUACAGAGGCAAAGAGCCAAGUAAUGAAACCAUUUAAUGCGUAUGUUGCUGAGACUUGAAAAACUGAAACCCCAUCCACCAGCAGCAGUCAUGCAGACCUUUUUUCAGAUGCACUUUGGGGUGCUAAUUCAUGCUAUAAAAUAAUAAGAGAUGCUGAGAAUCUCAGUCCUUCAGCAGCUUUGAGCUUGCCAUUAAAAUUCAAUUAGAUGUUUUUGUAAGGGGUGGUGUUUGUCCCAAAUAUUUCCUAUUCACAGACCCAUAGGUUUAUGUUCCAUUAGCUGGGGUGUUUCUGCUGCUGUAUCCUGCUGUACAGAUACAACAUAUGAAAUCUCAGAUCUCAGAGAAUGAGAGAUACUGCACAGUGUAAAAGAGUCUCUGUUCUGUCCAAUUUUUUGAUGCUUCCAGUGUUAAUGGAAAUAAAUCCUACAGAUUUUAAUUCUGGUUCUUUUUUAACAACCUAGAUCUUUGUGUUGUCUUUACCAUCUACAACAUUUAGCCCAAUAAAUUAACGCAAACAUUUUGUUGUUUUGGAACAAA